This is a messenger RNA of Sorex fumeus (smoky shrew), 933 nucleotides long. Its product is annotated as olfactory receptor 14J1-like. Gene Ontology annotation, cellular component: membrane. Bases 1 to 933 code for a protein of 310 amino acids. The transcript has 2 exons. Gene Ontology annotation, biological process: G protein-coupled receptor signaling pathway. Lineage: Eukaryota; Metazoa; Chordata; Mammalia; Eulipotyphla; Soricidae. Gene Ontology annotation, molecular function: olfactory receptor activity; G protein-coupled receptor activity. The record is from RefSeq and is a predicted model, not a curated record.
AUGGCUAAUUUCACGACAAGUGGGUUUCUCCUCAUAGGAUUUUCUACCGAGCCCGAGCUAGAAUUCUUCUAUGCCUGUCUGUUCUUCGUUCUGUACUUGUUGGCUUUAACAGGCAACAUGCUCAUCAUCACCACAACUUCCCUGGAUGACAGUCUCCAGUCCCCCAUGUAUUUCUUCCUGAAGCAUCUCUCCUUGUUGGAUCUCUGCUACAUUUCCGUGACUGUCCCGAGAUUCAUUACUAACUCUUUCUUGCAUAGAGGAAACAUUUCCUUCUGGGAAUGCGUUCUUCAGUGCUUUUUCUUCACUCUCUGUGCGGGUGCUGAGGUGGCCAUGCUCACGUUGAUGUCCUAUGAUCGCUACGUGGCCAUCUGCCUGCCUCUGCGCUAUGAAAUCAUCAUGGACAUCAGAACCUGUGUCCAUGGAGUGGUCGCAGUCUGGGUCAGUGGGACCAUCUGUGGAGCCAUGCAUACGGCAGCUACUUUCUCCAUCCACUUCUGUGGACCCCGCAUCAUUCACCAGUUCUUCUGUGAUGUUCCCCAGAUUAUGAAACUCUCCUGUUCUAAUGAGUACCUGGGUGAGAUCGGUGUCACUGCCUUCGUGGCUAUGCUGUCUUUUCUUUGUGUCAUCUUUAUUGGGUUCUCCUACGUGCACAUAUUCUCUUCGGUGCUGAGAAUGCCAUCUGCUGAGGGCAGAGCCAAGGCCUUUUCCACUUGUCUCCCCCACCUCGCUGUUGUCAUAUUAUUUCUUUCUACAGGUGUCUUUGAGUACUUAAAAUCUCAUUCAGACUCUCCAACUGUGUCAGACAUUCUGUUCACUAUUAUGUAUACAGUAAUUCCACCAACGUUUAAUCCAGUGAUCUAUAGUCUGAGAAAUAAAGCUGUAAAAUUAGCAGUAAGAAAGCUCUUGUUCACUGAGAAAGCUAUAGUCUUUUAA